ACCAUGCUUGGUUUUGGCUCAGAUUGCCAGCAUAUUUUCAUAUAAAAAUAAAUACUCGAUUGAAAACUGCGCUUAUAGAAAAUGCGCUUUUACAGCAUUUAGUUUCUCUUGUUUUGAGUAUUUUUAAGUAACAGCAAAACGAAAACGACUUUAAACAGCUUUACCAAUUUUGCACGCGAAAGCUGAUGAGCGUUCAGCUCGUCACAUGACAAACUUUUAGUCGUGGAUUUUACCAAAAUUAUCGAUGAGUCAUUUAUUCUCGACAAUGGAGAAAAUUCAACUUCGGACGAAGAUCGAACUUUGACCUCCAUCAGCUUACUAAAUUCCAAAAGUACUCCUAAUUUAACCAAAAUAGUUUCACUAACAACUCCCGAAAAAACACUCCGCUUCGCUGAGCCAUUGUACAAAACUUCAAAGAAAACGAGGGCCACUAAAAGUAUGGAAAAAAUGAACGAUUCGAUAAUUUCUCUCGAAAGCCUUCGAGGUGGUCCAAAAGCUCUUUUCGGACCCAAAAAAGGCAAAAAUAAGACGAAAAACAAAUCUCAAACAUUAAACGACUCACGUUUGAACGAAUCAAUGGUUGUCGGAACCAAUGACUUAUCGUUUGACGAUAAACAGCCAGGUUUGCUGAAAAUUUAUGGAUCCAAGAUUAAGAACAAACAUGCUCACAUGUACAAAACAGUACUGGCGUCACCAUCAUCGUCGGCAAAGGAACUCGUUAAAGAGGCAUUGGAUCGAUACAGUUUGCCGAAACGAAGUCACCUUGAAUAUGUCCUGUGUGACGUCGUCGGGGUUCUCGAGAGCGUAGCGCCGGAUGAGGAGCACUUGAGUAACUGGGAUUUGAUCGGUGAAAGUAAAUGGGUUGAAAGAGGAUGCCGACCUCUACAUGACAAUGAUCAACCGCUGUCGUUGCAGGAAUUAUGGAAACCGGAAUUCGGCCUUGUUCGGCGACUUGAGUUGAGAUUAAAAUCAGAUGUUUUCAAGACUUACAAAGAUACGACAACGAGAUUGAUGAAUCGCAAUGUACGCAAGAUUCAGAAAGCAAGGGCAAAACUUGGACUCCAAGGGAUAUCCGAGGAGUUGGAGGACUCACCGGAGAGUCCAGAAGAGAACAUCACACCUACAUCUUCAUUCAGUAGCAAAUCUAGGAACUCAAGUCAGCAUAACUCCUACAACUCCUCAUCAGAACCACAAGAAACUGAGAGCGGUGAAGACGGAGCUUACAAGAGAUCCGUCCCUCCUCCUACCGAUUGCCCUUUUUUGAUCCUUCUUCGCGGUUAUUCGUUUCGGGAUGAUUCGUUAAUUUACUACCUCUCCGAGCAGAUUACCCAAAUAGGGUCAAGUGAGUUCACGACUAGUAACGCUAAUAUGAACGAAAGAACUGAAGUGGUUUUAGGAGGUCCAGAUAUUAAACAACAGCACUGUUGGAUAGUGAAGAAGACACGAUCCGCAGAUAAAAUUGGAGAAAAUGGACGAAAAAUGAGUGGAGCUGUUAUGAAUGAGUUAAUGGUAAGUAUACACCCAUUAGCGGGAGCAAUGGUAAGUCUAAAUGGAAGCCCACUAACAAAGCCAGUCGAUUUGAAAACCGGAGAUUUAAUCGCUUUGGGUCAACAUUACCUCUUUCUAUAUAAGGACUUGACUACUUUCAAAGAUCUUUCCCGAGAUCUUUACUGGUUGAAACCGUUCAGCGAGUGUAAUGCAAACUAUUCGCCCUCAUUCAAAAGCAGCAACUUGACAGGAGGCGCAGUCGAAAAGAAAGAGAUGGAAUGUUCAAUGAACGGGAUACCUUGCCUUAAUUACCAGAAGCAGCACGAGUCUCAGCUAAUGUAUUAUAUUUUGAACUUGGGAGGGGGUCCAGAUAUUGAUUCAAAUAGUUUCAAACUAGCUCCAUGCUACCUCAUGUGUUGCAUGAUUGAUUUCUGCAGUGAUGUUUAUGGAAAAGCAGAAUGCAAAAAGCUAGUAUACAACACCAUUGUUGCCUUCAAUGAAAGCUCACGAGUAGCAUGUGAACAACUGAACACGUACGAGCAUUCGGAGAGAAAACCGGUUAAGCAAUGCGUCUUCGAUCUUUGUGAGUUGCUAAAGCAGGUCGCGUUCGUGAUGGCGAAUUCGUUGGAGCUAAUGAACUGCCUGGAGGAAAAGAAGAACUUGUUCAGCCCAAUUCCGGAAUCGGAAAUAAAAGAAGCUGCAACUGCCGAAGAGCGAGUAAUGCUUUCGUCAACUGACGAGCAAUUGUUCCAAAUUCUAGAUGAAAUAGGCAUGGAAACGUUCCAAGAAUGCGUGUACCAACUAACGAAGUCCUUAAGUUUCAUUCUGCCGACGUUGCUUAGUUCGAAUCCGUUCAACGCAGGUGGAAAUCGGAUGCCAUCGGCCAUACAGUCCAUUCUGGAUCUUCUACAAGGAACCCUGGAUACUUUCUCCAGGAUGCUUGUUCAUCCUGAGGUCGUGGAACAGCUGUUCGGAUGUCUACUAUUCUUCACAAAUUCGUUUCUCUUCAACCAGUUGAUGGAGCGGGGUUCCAGCGGACACUACUUCAACUGGUCUCGAGGAGUCCAGAUUCGAGGAAACCUGGACGCACUGGAGAGCUGGUUGUACCAACAUUCUCUCCGGAGAGUAGCGGACGAGUUUUUAGGUAAACUAAAUGCGGUCGUUGACCUUUUAGCUUGGCUGAAGAUCCCGCUCAUGCAAACAGACUGGCGCAGACUUAGAACUUUCUUUCCAAACUUAUCAGCCAGUCAGUUGAACUACGUACUGACACAUUACGCACUUGAGAAUCAAUCGUUUCCUCAGAUUUGGACUCCCGCUGAAGAAGACCGUCUUGCGGUAGACACAGAACCUUUUUAUGAAAGCAUGGAUGGGGCACCCCCUCUUGCAUUUCCAGUUGGAGGUUACAUAGUUAAACCUAACCUUGAAGUUCCAGACGAAAGUAUAUACCAAAUGAUCACCCAGAUUUUCAAAGCAUACCCACCGCAACCUUUUCAAAAUGUAAGCCGACCGAACUCCAGUCUCAGGACACCGAAGAACUCUUGGCGGCAGCAAAGAAGUCGCAAUACCCCAUCGGUUACGCGAAUGUUUUCUGGGAAUGUUCCAAACAACCCAAAUCCAAGCUUGUCCAGACAUAAUUCAAAGUUAUCACAUGCGGAAGAAUACAAUUACAUAAUGGAAAACGGAACAAGCACUGGCCAAGCUCAUCCCAAUCGGAACUACUCUUUGCCAACGGAUAACAAAACUGCGGUUAAGUCUAAGCCUCAAUUCGAAUCACCAGGAGUUUCCUCCUCCGAGACCCUUCUGAAAUCUUCUGGCACUCUGAAAUCAGGAGAUGCUAAUCUCCAGCAAGCAAAAGCAGUGAACUUGCCUGUUAUGGGAAUUAACGGAAAAUUCAAAACAACUCAAUAUUCGCAAGCCGUAAUGACCCAAGACGCAGCACCCGUAAAUUCAAGCUCAAGUGGCACUUUUUCCAGUAGUUCUCAAAACAGCACCGUUAAAAACAAUCUUAUCGGAAUUAGUGGGACCCGAAAAAGUUCUUUGGAUGGUAAAAAGAGACCCAUUCCCAAAAAGGCACCAUUUUCAGUUUCACAACGCGCGAUUGAAAACUCUUCGAAAACCAGCAGCAGCUACCACAGCGCAUAUUCCAGAACUCCUAAUAAGGAAUACUCAUCAUACAGUUCACUGAGUGGACAUCAAACGCCCUACAGAGCGAAGACAACAUCGUCGAAAGAACAUGCUGACGACUCUGUUUCAGUUCAGAAUGGAAACUCGCCGAGAACCUCGAAUUUUCAGGUCGAAUCAUCAUUGGCGGCUAAUCGCCCUUAUGAAACAACAACUGCCUCCGCUUUCCUCAGGCCCUCUUCGUCUUCGGCUUUUGUAGAAAUUAAUUCGACUCAUCAAUCAUUGCCAGUCGAAGAACCGAAGACAUUUCAGCCCAGAUUGAAAGACCCUGCCUUGUCUCUCGAUUUUGCUAACAAAACAUUUCAUGCUAUCGAUGAUGCAACCGAGACGCAGUCGGUCGGAGGCUGCACGACUAUGAGCGAGGAUCGAGAGAUCGCUUGGUUCAUGGAACACCCAGUUAACUACUCGAUUCAAACUGAAUGUACCGACGAAAUCGAUGCCGACGUCGCCACAAUCCAAGAUGAUGUCACUACUAUUCCUGACGAUGUCUCGGAAGUUCCGAGCGCCGCCAUUUUUGACGACGACGACCAAGACUACUUAGUUAUGGUAGAGUUGUCCAAAAUUAACAAUAGUUUGGGCAUUGGUCUAACUGAUGGAUUAAACACGCCAUUGAAAUGCAAAGGUGUCUAUAUAAGGAAAAUAACUGAGCAUGGAGCUGCUCACAAAAAUGGAAGAUUGCAGGCGGGUGACCGAAUCAUGGCCGUGGAUAAUGUUACGAUUUCUGAAAUGGAUUACGUCGAUGCAAUGCGAAUCUUCAACCAAACAGGCCAGAAAGUAAAACUGGUGGUUUCGAAGGUAUCCACUGGUUUUGCGGCUAACUCGGCCGCCAGUUUGUGCUAAGUUAGACAACCUCGAAUAAAUGGACUCAUCGAAUAAAUAGCGUUACUCUCGUGUUUAUAAAUAUUUAAACAAAUCUUCAAUUUGCUGAAGCAAAAUUUAGA
Messenger RNA from Symsagittifera roscoffensis, 4610 nucleotides. Its product is annotated as ras-associating and dilute domain-containing protein-like. Gene Ontology annotation, biological process: signal transduction. The record is from RefSeq and is a predicted model, not a curated record. The transcript has a single exon. The coding region runs from base 439 to 4509 and encodes 1356 amino acids. NCBI's taxonomy places the organism in Eukaryota, Metazoa, Xenacoelomorpha, Acoela, Convolutidae. Gene Ontology annotation, molecular function: GTPase binding.